Parascedosporium putredinis is the source of this 1125-nucleotide messenger RNA. The record is from the annotation of a GenBank genome assembly. NCBI's taxonomy places the organism in Eukaryota, Fungi, Ascomycota, Sordariomycetes, Microascales, Microascaceae.
AUGAAGUCCGAAUCGAUACGGCACCUCGCCAGGGCCGCCGUCCACCACCACCGCUCCCCGCGACUCCACCUCCCAGCCGGCCUCUCCCCCCCUUCCUCCCGCGCGUACUCGACCCACCCACCCAACGCAAAGCUCAACCUCCCCAUCGACUACGCCACGACGCCCCUCCUCGCGCACACCCCGCAAGCCGCCCUCGCGACGACGGACCUGCCCGCCCCGGCCCGCGGCGGCGCCACGCGCAAGAUGAACUUUUUCCAAGCCGUCAACGACGCCCUCGCCACCGCCCUCGCCACCGACGAGACCGUGCUCGUCUUUGGCGAGGACGUGGCCUUUGGCGGCGUCUUCCGCUGCUCCAUGAACCUCGCCGAGUCCUACGGCGCCCAGCGGGUCUUCAACACCCCGCUUACCGAGCAAGGCAUCAUCGGCUUCGCCAUUGGCGCCGCCGCCGAGGGCAUGCGCCCCGUCGCCGAGAUCCAGUUCGCCGACUACGUCUACCCGGCCUUUGACCAGCUCGUCAACGAGGCCGCAAAGAUGCGCUACCGCGAGGGCCGCACCGGCCGCAGCGCCGGCGGUCUCACCGUCCGCAUGCCUUGCGGCGGCGCCAAGGGCCUCCUCCUCGCCGCCAUCCGCAGCAACGAUCCUUGCAUCUUCAUGGAACCCAAGAUCCUUUACCGCGCCGCCGUCGAGCAGGUCCCCGCCGAGGACUACGAGCUGCCCCUCUCCAAGGCCGAGGUCCUCCGCCCCGGUGAGCACGUCACCCUCAUCUCCUACGGCCAGCCCCUCUACGCCUGCGCCGCCGCCAUCGAGCGCGCCGAGCGCGACUUUGGCGUCUCUGUUGAGCUCAUCGACCUCCGCACCAUCUAUCCCUGGGACAAGGAUACCGUCUUCGACAGCGUCCGCAAGACGGGUCGCUGCGUCGUCGUCCAUGAGGCCAUGGUCAACGCUGGUGUCGGUGCCGAGGUUGCCGCCGCCAUCCAGGAGGACCCCUCCACUUUUGUCCGGCUCGAGGCUCCGGUCACCAGGAUCGCCGGCUGGAGUAUUCCCACGCCUCUGAUGUACGAAAAGUUCAACUUUCCCGAUGUUACAAGGAUAUAUGACGGUAUUCGUAGAGUCAUGGAGUAUUGA